Fusarium sp. VM40 is the source of this 1287-nucleotide messenger RNA. NCBI's taxonomy places the organism in Eukaryota, Fungi, Ascomycota, Sordariomycetes, Hypocreales, Nectriaceae. The record is from the annotation of a GenBank genome assembly.
AUGUUAUCUCAAGAGUUCAUAUCGACUAUAUCCGGUCCUCCUCUCGCCGCGAACACAGCCGUCUCAAAGGACAUCGGCAUCUACUCUCACUCCCUCACCCCAUCCCACACCAUCAAGACAACUUUUAAGAAGAGUUCAACCCCUGUCAACGGUCUAGCCGUCAGUCCGACGCACGUCUUUGCGGCCCAGGACCAGAAGGCGCAUGUUCAUGUCUACUCCCGUCAACGUGGCAACCAAGAGGCCCUCGUACCUUUUCCCGAGAGGAUCCGCAGCUUGGCCCUUGCUGGUCAAGUCUUGGUCGUGGGCUCUGUAGAGGGCAGACUAUUUCUUUGGGAGACAUGUACCGGUAGACAAGUCUCGACGCCGCCUUGUCACGUCCAAGCCGUUUCAUGCUUGGCUGUAACGCCAUAUCACAUUCUAUCUGGGUCUGAUGACUCCAACAUCAACGUCUGGUCAUUAUCGCGCCUUCUUGAGCUUGAUGCUCAGAUGGAACAAGAACCCGACCUGACACUCUCUAACCAUCGCGGCGCCAUCACAAGUCUAACUGUCGGCCCGGGUAGCAACUCGGAAACUAGCAUAUGCGUGUCUGCAAGUAAAGACAAGACAUGCAUUAUUUGGAACUACCAGACUGGCCAGCUCCUUCGAACGUUACUCUUCCCUACCUUUCCUCUCUGCGCACGUCUUGACCCAAGUGCCAGGGCGCUCUUUGUGUCUUCUGAAGCUGGUGCUGUCUACCUGGUUGAGCUAUUCGGUGGCGACAAGCCGUUGCUUGGUUCCCGCAGCACCGAGUUGCCAUCUAUCGUCGUGCAGAUCAACACCCCGCUCGCUGUCUCGGAUCCAGAACUCGGACUGCCAUCCUGUCUCGCUCUAACUUAUGACGGCACUUCAAUAUUGUCCGGCCACACAAAGGGCAAGAUUCUCCGGUGGACUCUGGCCGAAAACGGCCAUCCUACAGACGUUGCGAACCUGAAUGCCUCUGUCACCAACCUAUGUUUCGUGCCUCCGUUGGCAACCGAGCAACCAACCAAGACAGUGUCCAUUGUGAAACCGAACCAGAGUCUAAAACAGUACAACUUUACCGCUCAGCUAAACACAGAUUUGGGUGAGCAGACAAGAUUUGACCAGUUGCUUGAGACCAACGGAUUCCCGUCGCAAUCGCUUGAGACAGCAAUUUCAUCAGUGACAGGUCCGGCAGACGAUAAACAAGAUGACGAGCUUGCGAGACAAGAUGCACAAUUCCGGGCUAUCAUAAACAGUUGCAACCUUCUUCAAGACCCAAUCAGUUAG